AUGAGUAAGCUCGGCAAGCUGUUCAAGGGCGGCGGCCCCGGGCGCGCCAAGGGGCGCGCGGGCCCCACGCCCCAGGAGGCCUUAGCCCGGCUGCGGGAGACCGAGGAGAUGCUCACCAAGAAGCAGGAGUAUCUGGAGACCAGGAUCCAGAGGGAGCUGGCCGCGGCCAAGCAGCACGGCACCAGGAACAAGCGAGCUGCAUUACAAGCCCUGAAGAGAAAAAAGAGGUAUGAGAAACAGUUGAGCCAAAUUGAUGGGACACUCUCCACUAUUGAGUUCCAGCGGGAAGCGUUGGAAAAUUCCCACACCAACACAGAAGUGUUCAAGAAUAUGGGCUAUGCUGCACAAGCAAUGAAAAAAGUGCAUGAAAAUAUGGACCUAGACAAAAUUGAUUCUUUGAUGGACGAUAUCACUGAACAGCAAGCAGUUGCCCAGGAGAUCUCAGAAGCUAUUUCAAACCGAGUUGGGUUUGGUGAUGAGUUUGAUGAGGAUGAGUUGAUGGCGGAAUUGGAGGAAUUGGAGCAAGAAGAACUGAAUAAGAAAAUGACGGAUGUCAGAUUGCCAAGUGUCCCAUCCACAUCGCUGCCUUCCCGCCCUGCAUCCUCCAGGAAGAAAGUGGAAGAUGAAGAUGAUAUGAAGCAGCUGGCGGCUUGGGCUUCGUAA
This is a messenger RNA of Emys orbicularis (European pond turtle), 663 nucleotides long. RefSeq names its product charged multivesicular body protein 4C (gene CHMP4C). The record is from RefSeq and is a predicted model, not a curated record. Gene Ontology annotation, cellular component: multivesicular body; cytoplasmic side of plasma membrane; ESCRT III complex. Lineage: Eukaryota; Metazoa; Chordata; Testudines; Emydidae. Gene Ontology annotation, biological process: vesicle budding from membrane; late endosome to vacuole transport via multivesicular body sorting pathway. Bases 1 to 663 code for a protein of 220 amino acids. The transcript has 5 exons.